AGCGCGGCCUGGGCUCGCGCAGGGCUCCGCGCGCCCCCCCGCCCCCCUCUAUGAGGCAGAGGCCGCGGCGGCCGUUAGUGCUGUCGCUCCGGGGGCCGCGGCGGGCGGGGCUCCGGCGGGGCCCGGCCUAGUCCCCACCCCAGCCCGGCUCCCAGCCGCCCGCCCUCCCUCCCUCUCCCCAAUGCAGGGGGCCGAGCUCCGGGAAGGCGAGGCGGCGGCGGCGGCCGCUUCGUACCGCGUCCUGAGCCGCCUCCUCGGCUAUGGAGAGGCGGCCCCCGAGCCAGGCCCGCCGCCGCCGCCCCCGGGCCAUGGCCUCCCGCCGCCACCCUUCCUCGCGCGGCCCGGCCCGCGCGGCUCCCGGCCGCCGCAGCUGAUGGUGUUCCGCAACGUGGGUCGGCCGCCGGAGGAGGAGGACGUGGAGGCGGCCCCGGAGCCGGGACCCUCGGAACUACUGUGUCCCCGGCACCGCUGUGCCCUGGACCCCAAGGCCCUGCCGCCGGGCUUGGCGCUCGAGCGGACCUGGGGCCCGGCGGCUGGACUAGAGGCGCAGUUGGCGGCUCUGGGGCUCGGGCAGCCGGCAGGGCCCGGGGUCAAGACGGUCGGUGGGGGUUGCUGCCCGUGCCCGUGCCCCUCUCAGCCGCCCCCUCCGCAGCCCCAGCCGCCUGCUGCCGCCCCGCAGGCCGGGGAGGAUCCCACGGAAACGAGCGACGCGCUGCUGGUCCUGGAGGGCUUGGAAUCGGAGGCCGAGAGCCUGGAGACUAACAGCUGCUCGGAAGAGGAGCUCAGCAGCCCGGGUCGCGGAGGAGGAGGGGGCGGCCGGCUUCUGCUGCAGCCCCCAGGCCCUGAAUUACCUCCGGUGCCCUUCCCGCUGCAGGACUUGGUCCCCCUGGGGCGCCUGAGUAGAGGGGAGCAGCAGCAGCAGCAGCAGCAGCAGCAGCAGCAGCAGCAACCUCCCCCGCCCCCGCCCCCUCCCGGCCCCCUCCGGCCUCUCGCGGGCCCUUCUCGGAAGGGCUCCUUCAAAAUCCGCCUCAGUCGUCUCUUUCGCACCAAGAGCUGCAACGGUGGCUCCGGUGGUGGGGAUGGGACCAGCAAGAGGCCUUCUGGAGAGCUGGCUGCUUCAGCUGCAAGCCUCACAGACAUGGGAGGUUCUGCGGGCCGGGAGCUGGACGCGAGGAGGAAACCCAGGUUGACAAGAACUCAAAGUGCCUUUUCUCCGGUCUCCUUCAGCCCCCUGUUCACAGGUGAGACUGUGUCGCUUGUGGAUGUGGACAUUUCUCAGCGGGGCCUGACCUCUCCACACCCUCCAACUCCCCCUCCUCCUCCGAGAAGAAGCCUCAGCCUCCUAGAUGAUAUCAGUGGGACGCUGCCUACAUCUGUCCUUGUGGCUCCGAUGGGGUCUUCCUUGCAGUCUUUCCCCCUACCUCCGCCUCCUCCACCCCAUGCCCCAGAUGCAUUUCCCCGGAUUGCCCCCAUCCGAGCAGCCGAAUCCCUGCACAGCCAACCCCCGCAGCACCUCCAAUGUCCCCUCUACCGACCUGACUCUAGCAGCUUUGCAGCCAGCCUUCGAGAGUUGGAGAAGUGUGGUUGGUAUUGGGGGCCAAUGAAUUGGGAAGAUGCAGAGAUGAAGCUGAAAGGGAAACCAGAUGGUUCUUUCCUGGUACGAGACAGUUCUGAUCCUCGUUACAUCCUGAGCCUCAGUUUCCGAUCACAGGGUAUCACCCACCACACUAGAAUGGAGCACUACAGAGGAACCUUCAGCCUAUGGUGUCAUCCCAAAUUUGAGGAUCGCUGUCAAUCUGUUGUAGAGUUUAUUAAGAGAGCCAUUAUGCACUCCAAGAAUGGGAAGUUUCUCUAUUUCUUAAGAUCCAGGGUUCCAGGACUGCCACCAACUCCCGUCCAGCUGCUCUAUCCAGUGUCCCGAUUCAGCAAUGUCAAAUCCCUCCAGCACCUUUGCAGAUUCCGGAUACGACAGCUCGUCAGGAUAGAUCACAUCCCAGAUCUCCCACUGCCUAAACCUCUGAUUUCUUAUAUCCGAAAGUUCUACUACUAUGAUCCUCAGGAAGAGGUAUACCUGUCUCUAAAGGAAGCGCAGCUCAUUUCCAAACAGAAGCAAGAGGUGGAACCCUCCACGUAGCGAGGGGCUCCCUGCUGGGCGCCACCAAGGGCAUUUGGUUGCCAAGCUCCAGUUUUGAAGAACCAAAUGAAGCUACCAUGAAAAGAAGAGGAAAAGUGAGUGAACAGGAAAGUUGGUAUUCUCUGCAGAGACUUUGGUUCCCCAUGCAGCCCUGGGGCUUGGAAGAAGCUCAUGAUGGUACUCUGCGUGGGCUCCACCUCACACCCACCCCUGGGCAUCUUAGGACUGGAGGGGCUCCUUAGAAAACUGGAAGAAGUCUCAACACUGUUUUUUUUCAGAAGUUUUGUUUUUGGUAUUUGUAUUUACUUGGUAUGGAAAACUCACCUUGAAGGCAGCCGGGGUUUGUGCCCAUUGGAUUGGAAGUGGUGCAGAGGGUGAGCAGGUCCAAAGAAGAGGUGGGAGUUGGGGACAGGGGACGGCCAUUCAGCUGGUGCCAAAGGCAGAAUUUGAAUCUUUGCUGUGGGCCUGGAAGAUGGGAGGGGCCUGAGGUUUGCAACAGGACUGGGAGUUCCUGAGGGAGGGGAAAUCUGCUUCUUGUUGCCAUGGGCAGCUGUGGUAGGAGCAGGAGAGAAAGGAGGGUGGGUGGUCUCAAAAAGAAGAUCAUUGGGCAAAACCUGGCAAAUGGCCUUAGCUAGGGGAAGUAGUGACUCCUGCAUCCUUUUUUAAGGUUUAGGAACCUGAGUUCAGAAACACCGCACAUGGAAGCUUUAUUAGUUGUGAUUUACUUAAUUCCUUAAGUUCCAUGACCUGAAGUUAACCCCUUUCUUCCUGUGCCCUCAACCCAUUCUCCCUUGAGAUAACCGUACAUGUUAGUCUGGUCAUGGUAACGGCAUCCCUAUUGCUUCUGCCAGCUGUCAAGGCAAUCGUGUUUCUCAUCACCUGGGCAGUUCAGAGCCAAAUUGAAUGGAGCAUGCUUCCAGGUUCUUCAUGGCAAACUGUACUCACGACUUAGGAGUCAGCGUUACUUCCAUGUGUCUGUCAGCUUGUGAGGGGGAAUGUGGAGGAAGGUGAGAAAUGCAGCUGCCACAGUAUGCUGUCCUAGAGGAAGCAUUCAGAACGCAGCCCUGAUGGGAUUUCCUUAGAUCAGAGGAGAGCAUCGCAUCUCACGUUUUUAGGUUUAUCACUGUUGUCCCACUUCUGGGAUGGGAGGUGGCAAGGGCUUCUUUAUUUUUCUGUGUUCAUUCUAGAAACCUAGACAUUUCCAGAUCUGAUCCUACUGGUCUCCACUCACUGGAAAGUCUGUCAGGUGCCAACUUGAGAACUACCAGCCUUCCAGCUCUCAGGAUGAGCAGUGAGAAAAACUCCAGUGGCCUUUAAUUGUUUCUGCAGCUGGCCAUGGCCAAUUCAUAUGACAUUGUGAGUUUGCUUUCUUGUAGAGCUGCUCUGGGGAGAGGUUUGCUGUUGAGAUGUGACAGUAGAGCUGUUGGGUCUUUAUGACUCCUUUGCGCGUGUUCUGUGAGAAUCUUUUCUGGGUUUCCCAUGCUUAUAGCUGCGUCAUCUCACAAGAUAGAUAACAAUGUCAGGUUUGUGGCUUCCUGAUGGUUUGGCCGGGGCCCCAGUGUCUUGUUAAUUUAUAGUACCGCCUCAUCUGGGAGCACUGCCCUCCUUAGUCCUGCAUGGAGUGACAAGUCUUCCUCCUUGUAGCUGAACAGGGAGGAAACUGGCAUCAUUACCUGACUUUGGAGGGGUGGCCCAGAAGAUGAGUUUGUCAGCAUAAACGCAGCCCACCUCUGAUUCGUCAUGUGGUACCUCUUUCCUUGGCUUCCAUGGUAGUAAUAACAACUAAGCAAGAUUAUGAUUCCAGUAGUUGGCUUAGCAUGUGAGUGUUGCCUCGUGAGAGUACAAGUAAUAUUACUCGCCAUCUUGCAGGAAGUGCCACCCCAAUAUAGAGCCUGAAGUCUGGAAUCCAUUGAGAUCCUUGGGUGGCUGGUACACAGCCUGGGGUCUUUUUUUGCUCCUUUUCAACCACCCAUAGUUUUAAGAUUACUUUUUAGUGUGUGUGUGCCUGGCUGUGGGCUAGAUACUGUAGAAAACAAAAAAGGUAAAAGACAUAAUCUGCGGCCUAAGGGAACUUUGAGGUGACUGUGGCACAUCAAGCAGAAAAUCAAGGACUGUCUAAAGAUGCUUACAGUAGGUAAGAUCAGGAUAGACCAGAUGGUCUGGGAAAGUUCUGUGCCUCUGAGGCUUUGGGUUGUAGUCAAAGGCAGGAAAGUAAGAUGAGAAAAACAUGAACAAGAGCAAGGAAGCAGAAAUCUGCAUUGCGUAUACUGAACAAUGCAUAGCCCUGUUAGAGGAACAUUGCUAAAGAAUCCUUUGCAGUGCAGUUGUCUAGAUGGAAGGUCCACAGCCACCAGGCAGGCCUGAAUGCCAAGGGGUUAGGAUGGUGAGGUGGAGCCUGAAG
Molecule: messenger RNA, 4535 nt
Organism: Cebus imitator (Panamanian white-faced capuchin)
Lineage: Eukaryota; Metazoa; Chordata; Mammalia; Primates; Cebidae
Gene: SOCS7
Product: suppressor of cytokine signaling 7
Exons: 10
Coding region: 182-2134 (650 amino acids)
Biological process (GO): phosphatidylinositol phosphate biosynthetic process; intracellular signal transduction
Cellular component (GO): phosphatidylinositol 3-kinase complex
Molecular function (GO): 1-phosphatidylinositol-3-kinase regulator activity
Source: RefSeq, a predicted model, not a curated record